CUUUUGACGGCUCGCGAUUUUUUGCCAGUCAGAGCAGCUGAUUGUGUUGCUCUUCAAGGAGACGCUUCACUUCACAAGGUGUCUGAACAUGGUGGCCAGGUAUUUGCUUACCAAUUUCGCGGCCCGAGGAAGUGUUCUGCUUUCAAAAAGAGGCCGAGCAAAUGUAGCAGCAGUUUUUCCAAAUGCGAGUGCCAGUGCCGUGAGGCCGUACGAUGAGAUUCCCGGUCCAAAACCCUUGCCUCUGAUUGGAAACGCCUGGAGAUUUUUGCCAUAUAUAGGCAGUUUUGAUAUAUCCGAUUUCGCAAAGUGGAGCAGCUCCCUCUUGGCUGAUUACGGAAAAAUUGUAAAAAUAUCAAACAUUCCUGGAAGAAAAGACAUGGUCCUCAUUUAUGAUCCGGAUAUGAUUGCUGAAGUUUACAAAAACGAAGGGCAGUGGCCGACGCGUUUUGUUAUAGAAAGCGUCAAGUACUUCAGGGAUAAAGUCCGGCCAGAUUUCUUCGAGGGAUAUCAAGGACUUGUGAAUGAGAAUGGUGAAAAAUGGCAGCAGGCACGAACUGUUGCUAACCAACCAAUGAUGAGGAUUGAAGUAGCAAACCUGUAUGUGCCAAAAUCAGACGAGGUCUCAAAAGAUUUUGUCAAACUCGCCAAGCAGCUAAGAGGCAGCAACAUGGAAAUGCCAGAGGAUUUCAAAAACGAAAUCAACAAAUGGGCACUUGAAUCAAUUUCUUUGAUUGCGUUGGACACGCGCCUUGGUUGCUUGCAAUUAAAUCUGGCAAAAGACUCCGAGGCGCAGCAAAUGAUUGACGCGGUCAUCAACGUAUUUAACCUCAGCUUUGAAUUAGAUUUCAAGCUUCCCAUUUGGAAGCUGAUUGCCACCAAAGAGCUGAAGGAGUUUAUUAAAUACGAGGAAGAUAUCUUGAGAAUAUCUUCAAAAUAUGUGGAGCAAGCCAUGCAGAAGAUUGGAGAUUUAAAUGCGCCCGAAACGCCCGACUCUAGCUUCUUACACAGAAUUCUAAAGCGCGAACCUAGCAAAAAGCGAGCGGUCAUCCUCGGCAUGGACACAAUUCUCGCUGGCGUCGACACGACCGCCAAUUCUGCUGCAAUGGUACUUUACUACCUUGCCAAAAAUCCCAAAGCUCAGGAGAAGUUGUACCAAGAGGUCAAAUCAGUAGUCCCGACCAACCCCAAUGAAAGCAUUACAUCUUCUCAUCUGAACAAAAUGAAGUACAUGCGAGCAUGCCUCAAAGAAGCGAUGAGACUUGCACCGGUCACAACGGGAAACGUGAGGCGCUUGGACAAGGAUAUAGUGCUUGACAACUAUCUGAUACCAAAAAACAAAGCGGACCUUUUUAUGUUCAACAGCACACUGUACUCGCAAGAUGAAUAUUACCCGCGAGCAAAAGAGUUCAUUCCUGAACGUUGGUUGAGAGAGGAUAUCAGUGAGUGCCCUGUCAAUAAAAAAGCUCACCAAGUUCAUCCUUACGUGUACAAGCCGUUUGGCCACGGAGUGCGGCAAUGCCCAGGAAUGCGGUUCGCAAAUAUGGAAAUCGAAACACUAAUCGCCAGGAUGCUUUUGAGUUUCAAACUGGAAUGGCACCAACCUGAUGUAAAACUUGUCAGCAAAGCUCUACAAGGACCUAUUUCACCCUUGAAAUACACACUUAUUGAUAGGAAAUGAUUAAUAGCAUUUUGGUUCCUUAUUUUAAAUGAUAUAUUAAAUUUUAUAAUUUUUUUAUUCAAGAUGAAAAAUAUAAAAAAGAAACACAAAGAUAAAUGAACUUAUAAAAUUCAUUUUACAUUAAUUUUUUUACAUAUAAAAAUCAUUCUACGUAUAAAUAAAUACGUCCCGAUUCCGGAA
Messenger RNA from Neocloeon triangulifer, 1858 nucleotides. Its product is annotated as probable cytochrome P450 49a1. Gene Ontology annotation, molecular function: monooxygenase activity; iron ion binding; oxidoreductase activity, acting on paired donors, with incorporation or reduction of molecular oxygen. The transcript is spliced from 10 exons. NCBI's taxonomy places the organism in Eukaryota, Metazoa, Arthropoda, Insecta, Ephemeroptera, Baetidae. The coding region runs from base 89 to 1678 and encodes 529 amino acids. The record is from RefSeq and is a predicted model, not a curated record.